Carcharodon carcharias (great white shark) is the source of this 5835-nucleotide messenger RNA. It is a transcript of the gene adamts5, whose product is annotated as A disintegrin and metalloproteinase with thrombospondin motifs 5. Gene Ontology annotation, cellular component: extracellular matrix. Gene Ontology annotation, molecular function: metalloendopeptidase activity. The record is from RefSeq and is a predicted model, not a curated record. The transcript has 8 exons. Gene Ontology annotation, biological process: extracellular matrix organization; proteolysis. The coding region runs from base 273 to 2786 and encodes 837 amino acids. Lineage: Eukaryota; Metazoa; Chordata; Chondrichthyes; Lamniformes; Lamnidae.
CGCCGCACAUCUUAGAUCUCUUCUCGUAACAGUGAGGGGGGAGGGGGCCCACACUUUGUACAAAGAACUUUGCUUUGAAAAUAAAUAUUUGGAUGCAUUUGGCUGUUGCGGGAUGAUGCAUUAGAAAGUUUGGGAGAGCUACAUGAGUUGAAUUGAACUGCAUCUUGUUAUUUUUUUCUUCUGCAUGUUGCUUUUGAAAUCAUUAUUUUAGAACCUGUGGGGUUUUUUUUUCCCCCCAUAAAAAUAUAUAUAUAUUUAUAGUUAUUGUAAACAUGGUGCUGUGUGUUUUGCUGGCUGUCUGGACUCUGUACCAGACGCUGCUGCUGUGCCUUGUCGCCGAGCAGCCUCCCCUACCUGAGCCGGUGCGGAGCUCCCCAGACCGGCAACCUGACAACCGGCAGCUCUCCCCCCCGCGGAGGAGGAGCGGGCUGGUGCACAGCGUGGACCGACUUUACUCCGGGGACGGCAAGGUCGGUUACCUCCCGGACGCGGACGGCCGGAGGUUCCUGCUCGAUUUGGAAAGGGACGAGUCUGCGACCCGCUCCCGCUACACCAUCAGCCCCGGAGCCGGGGGCCAGCCGCUGCUCGGGGGCGCCUCUGACAAAAUCCCGCACGUCUUCGCCCGGGAUCAUUUCAGGUUUCGGACCUCGGCUCAGCCCAGCCGCUGCGAGACCCCCGCCCUCGCCCCCGGACUGGGACCGGGGCUGGGGCUGAAGACGGGCCAAGGGGCCGGGCGCACCAACCCCACCGCCGGCCCCGGGAGAGCGGCCGGUCGCUCCCGCCGCUCCGUCUCCCGAGCCCGGCACGUCGAGCUGCUGCUGGUGGCGGACGAGUCCAUGUCCAAGAAGCACGGGCGCAACAUCCGGCACUACCUGCUGACCCUGGCCUCCAUCGCCUCCAAGCUGUUCGGCCACGCCAGCAUCGAGAACCCGGUCCGCCUGGCCGUGGUCAGCAUCGUGGUGGUCACCGAUGCGGCCGAGGGGCCGGAGGUCAGCAAGAACGCCGCGGCCACCCUGAAGAACUUCUGCAGGUGGCAGCACCAGCUGAACCAGCUGGGCGAUGGCCAUGCACAACACCACGAUGCUGCUAUCCUCUUCACCCGGGAGAAUUUGUGUGGACAUCAUUCAUGUGAUACUUUGGGAAUGGCGGACGUGGGAACCAUCUGCUCCUCUGAGCGCAGCUGUGCAAUCAUAGAAGAUGACGGCCUCCAUGCUGCAUUUACAGUCGCUCACGAAAUUGGACAUCUCCUAGGACUGUCCCAUGAUGAUUCCAAGUUCUGUGAGGAGUCAUAUGGCUUAACCGAAGAUAAACGGUUAAUGUCUUCCAUUCUGACCAGCAUCGACUCCUCCAAACCAUGGUCUAAGUGCACCUCCGCUACAGUAACAGAGUUCUUUGAUGACGGUCAUGGCGAUUGUCUCCUUGAUCCUCCACAGAAGCCCCUGCGUGUACCUGAGGAGCUGCCGGGACAGAGCUACGAUGCCGUCCGUCAGUGCAAGCUGGCUUUCGGGCCAGAGUAUACAGUCUGCCCAGGAAUGGAUGUGUGCUCCCGCCUGUGGUGUGCUGUCAUCCGUCAGGGGCAAAUGGUUUGUAUGACCAAGAAGUUGCCUGCUGUGGAAGGGACACCAUGUGGAAAGGGGAGGAUCUGUCUCCAUGGAAAAUGUGUGGACAAAACCAAACGGAGGUAUUACUCGGCCUCGGCUAAUGGAAACUGGGGGUCGUGGGGAUCCUGGGGACAAUGUUCACGGACGUGUGGAGGGGGCGUGCAGUUUGCCCGUAGGCAUUGCAACAACCCUGCUCCCAGAAACAAUGGCAAAUACUGUGUGGGGAAACGUGCCAUCCAUCGAUCCUGCAAUGUAACACCAUGCCCACAAACUGGCAAAUCUUUUCGACACGAACAAUGCGAGGCACGGAAUGGGUAUCAGACCGAUGCCAAAGGAAUCAAAACAUUUGUGGAAUGGGUUCCGAAGUACGCUGGCGUGAUCCCUGCCGAUGUGUGUAAAUUGACUUGUCGAGCUAAAGGAACAGGAUAUUAUGUUGUGUUUUCUCAGAAGGUAACAGACGGAACGGAAUGCCAACCGUACAGCAAUUCGGUUUGUGUGCGAGGGCGCUGCAUAAGGACUGGCUGCGAUGGUAUAAUCGGCUCCAAGCUGCAGUAUGACAAAUGCGGAGUCUGCGGGGGAGAUAGUUCCACCUGUGUGAAAGUAUCUCGAAGUUUUACCAAGAGAAGUGUGGGGUACAGAGAAGUAACAAGAAUCCCUGCAGGAGCAACACACAUCAAAGUGCGGCAGUACAAGCCGAAGGGUCAGCAAAGGUUCACUGCCUAUUUGGCAGUUAAACGGAAGAAUGGGGACUAUCUCUUCAAUGGCAAGUACAUGAUCUCAACUUCAGAGACGAUCAUUGAUCUAAAUGGCACUGUGCUCAACUACAGCGGGUGGAGCCAGAAGGAUGACCAGAUGCAUUCAAUGGGUCAUGGUCCACUGAAGGAGCCACUGAUAAUUCAGAUUCUUGCCACCGACCCUGGGAAACCACUUGACGUGCGCUACAGCUAUUUUGUUCCCAGGAAGCAAGUGCCCUCGGCUAAUGAGAAUGCCAUCAAGACUCUGGCAGCACAAUCCAAUCUGCCCAAGUGGGUGACGGGACCCUGGUUGUCAUGUUCCAGAACCUGUGACACUGGCUGGCAGACCAGAACCGUUCAAUGCAAAAAUGGAUACGGAAAACUGACAAAAGGUUGCCCUCUCUCCCAAAGACCAUCAGCGUUUAAACAAUGUUUUCUGAGAAAAUGUUAAUGCACAGCUGCCAGUAAUAGUCUUUUGUUCAUUUUGUCAUUUUGUUCGGUGUUUUCUUUUUAAUCUAACUUGGAGAAAAGGAGGGAGAAGAUUGCCAGCAUGUCUUGACAUAAAGCAGACACUGUUGCAAAGUUUAGAACGAUCGAAGCAUGGGCAGAAUAUGUCUUGUGGACAAACAAGUGCAUGUCAGUAUUGCACUGCAGCGGGAGAGCUUCAGAUGCAUUAUAGACUGGUGAGAAUGGAAAAAGUAGAAGAUCACGCCAUCUUGUAUGUUGCCUACCUCAGCUGCAUCCCUCAGUUACAUGGAAAUGAGAUCUGUGGAGCCAUCCUUUCCAUGGAUAAAAAAAAUGGUGCAUUGCUUCCACAAAUCUAUCCGUCCCUCCCAAGGAACCUGAUGUCAGCAGCUUCAGCCCAAACAUGCCGUGUGUUUUAACAUUUGUUUUACUUUGUUCUCUUGUGGCUGUUCAAUUGGAGCCGGUGACUGGUUCUUGGGCAUUCGAUUGGGGGGAUGGUGCAGGGAACUCUGCAUUCUCGCUCACUCACUCUCUUGCACAGGACAGUAAAAGAAGCCAGCUGGCUGGAGAGGGAAUUCUAAGUAUCCAAGAAUGGAAUAAGGAACCAAUUGUGCCAAUGAGCGUACAGCAUUGUAUAGACCCUAGGAGGAACUUAUGCCACAGUGAUUGCAGCAUCUUGCUGGAGUGCUUAAUUAUAUUACCUCCCACUGCAAUACCGAGGGGAGAUAGCUAACCACUCCUAAUAGGCUCUUUCAAUGAAUAGUUGAAUGAAACGUAAUACAACUCCACUUGCUAAUAACAAGUCUGAUGCAACAGAAGAGCAAAGAGCAGAAUGGCUGCACUGUUUAGAAUUCUGUGGUGAAGUGGAAGCAGGUACAGAUAAUCAAACAUUAUAUACAUCUAAUGGAUCAAGGACUACACUGCCUGCUUCUAAGAUCUGCCUGUAAUCACUAAAAGAAGGAAUUCUAGCAUGGGACUUUUCACCAAAGUCUUCCCCAGAAACCAGGGCUUUUGCAAACAUCCAAAUUAAUUAUCAUCUCAAAGUACUACUUUUGACUUGAUCAAAUACCUGUCCCUAAGUUAAAUUGCACACCCCUGACUCACUAUGCACUCUAUUGUUAUGUUAUUUAUCAGAUGUUCCAGAGGAGCAAAUGGAACCACAGAGGAGAGAACAAGUUAGUGUUCUAUUUUUGCCUGAAAGAAAGAAGUUUUGUUUUGUACACAUACUUUCUCAACAGUGAGAAAGCUCUGCCAUGAGCUGGCAGGAGCAAGGGAUUAAUGGUUAAUGUGGUACUUAGAAAUGAUAAAGCAGGACAUCAUUUUAAAGUUGCCACUCGGGAUUAAGGGGCAAAGGAAGGGAAUAGGUUCAGGGUUUUGGUUCUGAUAAUUGCGUUUUUCCAAGAUGAGGCUUCAGCAAAUACGUUGACAACAUCAUUUAAAAAAGGUGCCACAUCACAAGAGACAGCAGCAAGUGGGAAUAAAAGACUUAUUUUCAAAUGAACGGACCUUUCCAGUCCAGUUUACAUGUUCCUACAGCCUCCUCAAAAACCAGUGUCUAUUUUCAAGACUGGGCAAGUGGCAAUCCUACUUCAAAAAGAAACAAAAGGAAAAGGUCCCAAAGGAUCUGUGGUUUGCAGCUCUGAUCUUGACAGAGAUCAGUUUCUAAAGGUCAACAGAUCAUUCACAUGAUGGGAUCUACUGACUGCUCCACCUGCCAAUUCCAGGAAUUUAAAGAAGGACAAGUGGUGCUUUGCUUUAAAAACAGCUGACCUUACUCAUGAUCUCACAUGCUCAGCAAUGGAGUCAUUCUGUGUGUUUCUGAUUAGCUUUUUGUAAUUUCCAUGGGAACUGACAAACCAGUGCUAGAAGCUAUCUAACCAGAAAUUAUUUUCAGGCGGGAGAAUGUGCAAUUUCAUAAUUAAUGUGUUCAUUUCCUAGUCUCAUCCCUCCCCAUCUGAAUUGAAGCUUAGCUGCCAGGCCAGUUCUAAAUGGGUCAGAUCUAGUUAAGAGUUGCCUCACUGUCACCCUUCCAGAUGACCCUGUUAAUGCUCAUUCUCAGGAUGGAUCUUCGCUGCCAAUGCCACAUUUUAACCCAUCCCUGUUUUUCCAAAGAAGGUGGUGGUGGCGGUGUUUUGAUAAAGUAGAGUAGUGCACAAGGCCACUUAAGAGUCAACCAAGUUGGUGUGGAAUUGGAGUCACACAAAGGCUAGCUUGGGUAAAUGCAGUCAGUUUCCUUUCCUGAGGUACCUUAAUUAACUAGUUAAGUUUAAAGGACAAUCCAACACCUUCAUGGUCAUGUACACCAAUACCAGCUUUUUAUUUCUAGAUUUUUUUAAAAACGGAAUUCAAAUUCACAAACUAUCAAGGGGAGAUUAGAUUAUAUUGUUUGGAUUAUUAGUCCAAACUUCUAGGAUUACUAGCACACUAACGUAACCACUGCACUAAAUGCACAAAGUAGUACUGAAACAUACAAGCCAAAAGGUGCCAUCUCUUCCUUACGCUGAACCAACAGUUAAUCUUAGAUGAAGCAGCUGUAAACAUAGAAUCAGUCAUAAAUCAGAGAAGACCAUUCAGUCCAAUUAGGGUCAUCUCUCUAAAGUCCUAAUUCCCCCAAGACUAACAGCUAACUGCAUUUUGAACUCUAUUAAUAUACUUAUCUCUGUUAUCUUCCUAGCAAAUCUUUCCAAUCAUGUAUAUCCCUGUGAGUGAGGAAUUUCCUCCUUAUAACAGUGAAGAUAUUAGCAUGGGUCUUAGUUCAUCCAGGCUAAGGAGGAAAGAUGUUGACACUUAUAAUAGGAUUGAGCCUGAUCGAGUAACCAGCCUCAAGUGAUGGGAUACUCAAAGAUUAUUUUUAGGGAAAGGUUGGAAUGAUUCAAUCGCCCCCUCAGUACCUCCCUCCCUCUCCCACAUUGCGUGAAGGCUUUGCACACUUCCAACAUCGCUAGUGGAUUUUUGUGUAUGCCAUUGCUGCAAAUUAUUAUUUAGCUUGUAUCACACUUUGGUAUGGUGCAGUUUAAGAAAAGCCAAUACCUUUA